Megalopta genalis is the source of this 3382-nucleotide messenger RNA. It is a transcript of the gene swm, whose product is annotated as Zinc finger protein swm. Gene Ontology annotation, cellular component: nucleus. The record is from RefSeq and is a predicted model, not a curated record. Lineage: Eukaryota; Metazoa; Arthropoda; Insecta; Hymenoptera; Halictidae. Gene Ontology annotation, molecular function: RNA binding; metal ion binding.
GUUUCUAUCUGUGUGAACGCUGUGUGUAUAGGAGUGAGAUUUCAGAAUGGCGACUGUCUUUACUUAGGAGAGUACUUAUUCCCGCCCAGAUAUUGUGUAAUUAACGUGUGUCUUUGAACAGUUCCAUGAGUUUUUUGUCACGAAUUCACUGAAAAUGAUAAUAGAGAAUCCGGAUCAAUUCAAGGCGUGGCUGACUGCCGUCUUGGAGCCGCUUUGUGAUGCUGAUCCAGCUGCACUAGCAAAAUAUGUAUAUGCUCUCGUUAAGAAAGAUAAAACAUUGGAGGAAUUGCGAGGUGGCAUGGUAGAACAACUUGAUGUCUUUUUACAACAAGAAACCAAAAACUUUGUGGAGCUACUAUUCAAAACAUUAGAAACUCAAGAGUAUAUACUUCCACCUGCAAAAAAUGAUCCAGAUGGCGGUGGGACGCCACCUGGUGUAAAUCCACCACCACCUGCGUUAGCAAUUGAGAAAAUAGCUGAAAGUACAAUUCCUGUUACAUCUAUCAAUACAAAUCCUCCUGUUCCACUCCAAAUAAAUGGAUCUGCACCUAUGCCAAUCGGUAAACGUGAAACUAGGAAAUCGGAUUCUGAAAAAGUUGACAAAGAGAAGGAAAAACGUUCUCGAAGUCGUUUAUACUCCAGAAGUGGUCGAAUGAGAUCCAGGACAAGAUCACGUUCACGUUCGUGGGAGAGAGAUAGGCGUAGGUCUCGAAGUAGAGAACAUAUUCGUCGUGAUAGGGAACGCGAUAGGAGUCGACCAUGGAGGAACGAAUCACCACCAAACACAAGACGACAUGACAGAAGACGGAGUAGAAGUCGUAGUACGUCACCUAUACGACCGAGAAUACGGGAUGGCCCUGACAAUCGUGAUCAUAGAGCACGAUUUAGAAAUAGGUCCCCAACUCCUCUUCGAUCAAGAUCACGAUCAAGAUCGUUAGAUCGCAAGAAGAUAGACCGUUCCGAUAGGAUGGAUGUAGACAGAUCAGAUAGAAUUGAGGGAAGUCCUGGUGGAGGUACUCCAACACAGGACAGUAAUCAUGGAGAUGUAGACAUGCGGUUAUCUACUACUAGUCAGUCAAUUCAAAGCGUCGUCGCUGUCGCUUCUAAUGUACCAAAUAGCCAACCAGGAUUCCAGGCAAAGAGAAGGUGCAGAGAUUUUGAUGAAAAAGGAUACUGUAUGAGAGGCGAUCUGUGUCCUUAUGAUCAUGGUACAGAUCCAGUUGUAUUAGAAGAUGUAGCUUUAAGUCGCGUUUUGACUUUCGGUCCACAUAGUGCGCAAGCACCAGGAACUGUACCUGUAACAGCAGUACCAGAACCACCUCAAGGACCUAAUGGAAAUGCUCCACCGCAACACCUCCCCCUUGCUAGUUUACCUCCACCUCAUUUAAGAAAUCAACACCACUCCAAUAUGGAUGCAUUUGCAGAAUAUAAUCCAGAUGCACCAAGUAUGGAACCUCGAAUGCCAUGGGGAAGACAUCCCCAACCGGGACCUGGUAUUUAUGGAAGGGGGCAAAGAGAAUUAAUUAGCGUGCCAGUAAUCCCACAUACAAACUCGUCUGAAAUCACGCAUACUCAAACGAACCCUUUAAAGCGUAAACAAGCAUUCGAUUUCAAUCGUCUUGGACCAAAACAGCGAGUGGUGCAUAAUCCAGCCAACUGUUCCCUAGAACUGAAAAAGGUUCCCCGUAUCCUGAACAAUAUAACCCAAUUGAAUAAUCAUUUCUCGAAAUUCGGUAAAAUUGUAAAUAUCCAAGUUAAUUUCGGUGGAGAUCCGGAAGGGGCGUUGGUUACGUUCCAAUUGCCAGCUGAAGCAAAAGCUGCAUAUAGAAGCACCGAGGCUGUGUUGAAUAAUAGAUUUAUCAAAGUGUUUUGGCACAACAAUGUUAAUAACAACGCAGCUGGAGGCGCCAUUGAAAAUGUACCACCAGGAUGCCGUCCUUCCGUAAAAGAACGGUUAGGUGCUGCUGUAACUACAUCAGCGAAAACCGAAGAGAAUGAAUAUAUUCCCACUCGUCGUUCAACUGAAGAACAACAAGUUACGCAAAGUUUGACCCCAACAUCGCCAAAAACUACCACCGCUCCUACUAGAGAAGAAAAGGUUCUUGCAAUAAAAAAGACUCAAGAAAUUUUAGCAGCUAAGGAAACCCUAAAGAAGAAACAGGAAGAAAAACGUAAAGAGGCAUUAAAAUUAACAGCUGAUUUACGUAAAAGGAAACAAGAACUGUUAGACAAGCAUUUAAUAGAAAUACGAGCAUUAAUUGAAAAAGCUGAAAAGAAUCCAGAACAAAAAGAUGCCAUUAUGGCAACGAUAAAGAACAUGCAACAAUCGAUCGACAAUUUACGCAAAGACCUAGCAGCGAAUGGUCAAAUUGGUGGAAAUAAAACGCAAGUGAAAUCAAGAGAACAAACUCAGAAAGAGAUUUUAGACGCCGAAUUAGACUUAAUGACUGCACAACAAGAAGGACAAGAUGCCGGGGAGUUGCAAAAGAGACUAAACGAGCUGCGAGCUCAAGCUGCUGCGUUAGGUUUGAAUGCUGGUCCAACUGUUGGUAGAGGUACAAGAGCAAGUAGAGUUAUAAGAGGCGCCCAUGCGGUAUCAUAUAGGGGUCGUGGUAGAGGGAGUUUUACCCAUGUUUCGGUAGAUCAUAGACCGACAAGUCUUCUAGUCUCUGGUUACGAAACCGAAGAAAAGGCUGAAGUUUUGACGCAUUUUCAACAAUUUGGAGAAAUAGUGAAUCAAAUAGUAGAUGAUGCAACGCCUUCAAUUGUGAUCAAUUUCAAGUCAAGAAAAGAAGCCGAGGUAGCUUUAGUAAAGGGACGCACAUUUCAGGAUAGAUUACUUUCUAUUACAUGGGUCUCUGGGCAACACUUACACCGUGGCGGUGGUGGUAGUAAUGCAAACUCAUCUGUACAACUUUCUUCGCGUUCUGAACAAGCACCGCCUACCACUGAUGAAGAAAUUGAUUUAGAAGGUAACGCAGAAGCAUUACUUCUCGAAGAAAACGAAGAGGAGGAGGAUGAAGAUGGCGAAUCCCGAAGCUGGCGGCGAUAGCAGCGUGAUAUGGGCAAAUCAAUACAUGAUGAUCAGCGCCUGCGCCACUGCUGCACCAUCGUUUGAUGCAUUAAAUGCCAUGAUUUUCACGAAAGAGUCAGGUUACAAGCUCAUACACGUUAUCAUGAGUGUUACACUAUUUGUUAAUAUUAUUAAAUAUAUGCGUGUUCGCAUUAUGACGGUAUAAAAAAAAGAAAGUAUAUACCGUGCCGAAUUGCGCGUCGCAAAAUAGAAAACUGAUAUGCAAGUUUCCAACAACAACAAAACACAAAAUUAACCAAAUUUAUCCCAUUAUUUGUAGAAUAAAAUCGCUAUGUUUUGUAUGGGAAA